This is a messenger RNA of Arabidopsis lyrata subsp. lyrata, 624 nucleotides long. Its product is annotated as F-box protein At1g47810. Bases 1 to 624 code for a protein of 207 amino acids. The transcript is spliced from 2 exons. Lineage: Eukaryota; Viridiplantae; Streptophyta; Magnoliopsida; Brassicales; Brassicaceae. Gene Ontology annotation, molecular function: protein binding. The record is from RefSeq and is a predicted model, not a curated record.
AUGGGAAGAAGGACAAAGAUGAAGAACAAUCCACGAGAAACUGAAGCGACGACAUACUCGAACUCAAUUCCUAUUGACUUGCUGUUCGAAAUCCUCUUGAGAUUGCCAGCGAAGUCCGUGACAAGAUUCGUUAGCGUAUCAAAGCUAUUUGCAAAAAUCAUCCGUAGUCAAGAUUUCAUAAGAUCGUUCUCGUUUCGGUCUUCAAAGCAGAAACAACGUGUUCUCUUAGCUUUCAGUGGAGUAGAUAAAGAAGAAGGACGCGAGAAUUGGUUCUUCCUCUCCUCAUCAUUAGAGGAUUCAUCAUCAUCGGUUUUUCUAUCUACUAAGGCUUGCCACGCACCGGAACUUCGUUACACUCGACCUAGUUGCGUCCAUGGUUUGAUAAGUUUUGUCUACGGUCAAGAACACAUCAUAUGUAAUCCAGCCACUGACUUUAGAGGCAUUGCUCACACGGGUGCGGUUAUAUAUGCAACGUAUGAUCUGGAGGAUUAUCAUUUACUCCUUCACGACCGUAAGACGGAUACGCUAAAAGAUGUUGAGAUUGAUGUAAACUCAUAUGAGUUUGGACGAUUGUCUGGUGUAGUUAGUCUUGUGGAUUAUGUAGAGAGUCUUAUGUUUUCAUAA